Molecule: messenger RNA, 965 nt
Organism: Pygoscelis adeliae (Adelie penguin)
Lineage: Eukaryota; Metazoa; Chordata; Aves; Sphenisciformes; Spheniscidae
Product: histone H2A.Z
Exons: 5
Coding region: 1-630 (209 amino acids)
Cellular component (GO): nucleosome
Molecular function (GO): structural constituent of chromatin; DNA binding; protein heterodimerization activity
Source: RefSeq, a predicted model, not a curated record
AUGCCGCAAGAGGCAGCGGCAGUGCUUUUAUGGGUGCAGAUCUGGGGGCUGCAGGAUGCUCACGGCUGUGGCAUCUCUUUUACACUCUUCACAGGGCUGCUCGAAGUCUCAGAAAGGGAGUGGGAAACGCAGUGUUUGGGAGGGGCUGUUCCUGUUGCGGGGUCUGGUACAUCCACCACACAGCAAACCAAUGACCGACGAUUUCUAAAUGAAAGGGGAAAGGACGUGGUGGGAAAGGUGCUGCAGGCUGGCGGUAAAGCUGGGAAGGACUCUGGAAAGACCAAGACCAAAGCAGUGUCCCGUUCUCAGCGGGCUGGAUUGCAGUUCCCUGUUGGCCGCAUCCACAGGCACCUGAAGUCUAGGACUACCAGCCAUGGGCGUGUAGGAGCCACAGCUGCUGUCUAUAGCGCUGCGAUCCUGGAGUACUUGACAGCUGAGGUUCUUGAGCUGGCAGGAAACGCAUCCAAAGACUUGAAGGUGAAACGUAUCACUCCCCGUCACUUGCAGCUUGCAAUUAGAGGAGACGAAGAAUUGGACUCUCUCAUUAAGGCAACAAUUGCUGGUGGCGGUGUAAUACCGCAUAUCCACAAGUCUCUUAUUGGAAAGAAAGGACAACAGAAAACUGUUUAAAGGAUGCCAAGAUUCCUUGUUAUCUCAGGACUCUAAGUACUUAAUUGUCCAGUGUUGGUGAUUCCAGUGGACUGUAUCUGUGAAACACAAUUUUGCCUUUUUGUAACUUUGAGAAGCUAAAGCUCCCUUGAGCUUUCUAACAAACCAAAUUUCUGCAUUGAAGUCUUAACCGUAUUUAAGUGUUACCAUGGCUUCAAAGAAGCUAUUGUAUUUGUAGUGGGUUUUGAUUGAGCUGACUGUUUUUAGAUUGGUUUAAGUAAAGGAAAUGUUUGGUUUUGUACAGACUUUUCAUCCACUAGAGUGGAAAUAUUCAAUAAAUGUUAUAUCAAGACUGA